Didymodactylos carnosus is the source of this 1239-nucleotide messenger RNA. The record is from the annotation of a GenBank genome assembly. Lineage: Eukaryota; Metazoa; Rotifera; Eurotatoria; Philodinida; Philodinidae.
AUGCAUGAGAUCGGCCAUUCGUUAGGAAUGGUUCAUACUCAAUCAAGAUCAGAUCGUGAUAAUUAUGUACGAAUUGUUACAGCAAAUAUAGAUCCAGAUUUUCUGAAUAACUUUUGGCGUUGGCAAUUUGGCACAAUUAUUUUUCCUGACGUUGCAUUUCCAUAUGAUUUUGGUAGUGUUAUGCAUUAUGAUUCUUAUGCAUUUUCAACGAAUGAUAAACAAACAAUUUUGCCUUUUGAUGAUCGAUAUAUAAAAACGAUUGGUCAACGUGAAAAAGUGGCAUUCUAUGACUAUAAACAAAUAAAUAGAUUGUACUGCACGAGACCAAAUUGUCCACAAAUGUUUAAUAGUAGUUGUCAAAAUUUUGGCUAUUUGGAUCCGAGAACAUGUACAACAUGUGUUUGUCCCGAAGGAUUCGGAGGACAAUAUUGUGAAACAAUAGAUCCAACGAGUACAUGCGGCGGGAUUAUCACAAAUCCUAAUCCAUAUUUGUCCACUCAAAUAACCAUACAGAAUCCGUCUCCAACUUCAGCUACACGUACUACACAAUAUUGUGUCUGGAUGAUACGAUCACUAAGUGCACAAAAAAUUCAUUUACGACUCGAUUUUUUGAAUACAGACAAUCAAGAAACUUGUAAUUUGACCAAUCUAGUUGAAAUUAAAUAUCGAAAUGACCUAGCAUUGACUGGUGCCAGAAUGUGUGGUAAUAGCCAACGUGAUAGUUUUUCUGCAUCAUUUCAAAAUAUUACAGCUACAAUUAAUACAAUGAUGGUAAUUUUUCGUGCAAAUAACUAUUUAAAUAAUUCUGGAAAUCCAAUGUACAGUUUUAGAGCAACAGUCACAUUUGAUGCCGAGCCACUACCGUUAGUAAAUUUAACAACCACAACAUUGCUUUCAACGCCAUCACCGACAACAACUCCAAGAGUAAUAACUCCAAUUCCAAUAUCUACGUCGACAACAACAACAACAACAACAACUCUAAGAGUAAUAACUCCAAUUCCAAUAUCUACAUCGACAACAACCACUUUCACAUCUCAGGCAACAAUAGCGACCAGUAAUACUUGUCCUAGUCCAUCCUUUCGAUGUCAACUUGCCACUCAGCCAACAUGUGGUGGAUGUUUACGGUAUGAACCAUGUUUAGCACAAGGUACGCAACAAUGCAUUGUUAGUGCAUAUCAAGCACAAUUAGUUAGUUGCAAUCAAAUUAUUAACGGAGUAGCACAAUGUUCAUAUAGGUAA